UCAAAAACCCAAAACCACUUGCUCUUAAUUCCGCCACCUCCCAGAUCUAUAAAAAAAAACCCCUCCUCCGGCAAACACAUCCUUCCGAUGUCGACGACCAGCGCUCCUCCCCAGCCGCCGCCGCUGCGGUCCCUCCCCGGGUCCUACGGGUGGCCGGUGGUGGGUCCCGUUUGGGACAAGCUGAACUACUUCUGGUUCCAGGGCCCCGUCGAGUUCUACAAGAAGGGGAUCGAGAAGAACAAGUCGACGGUGUUCCGCACCAACGUCCCGCCGAGCUUCCCGCUGUUCGUGAGCGUGAACCCCAAGGUGGUGGCGCUGCUGGACACGACGUCGUACUCACACAUGUUCGACCCGGAGAUCGCCGACAAGAGGGACACACUGCUCGGGGAUUUUAUGCCUAGUUUGGGAUACACCGGCGGCCAGAGGACUGUUCCUUAUCUCGAUACGGAGGAGACCAAACACACUCAGAUCAAAAGGUUCGGGCUGGACAUCCUGAAGCGGGGCUCCAAGCUGUGGGUGUCGGAGCUUCAGGUCAACCUUGAAGAAAUGUGGACGGCGGUGGAAGCCGAGGUGUCGGCCAAAGGCAGCUCCAGCUUCGCGAGCCCAAUGAAGCAGAGCAUGUUCAAGUUCAUCAACAAGGUUUGCCUGGGAGCCGAGGUUUCCAAGUCGCCGGAGAUCGCCAAGUCCGGGAUGUCGUUCAUCGACCGUUGGUUCUUCCUCAUGGUCUUUCCGACCAUCAACAUCAACGUCGUCCAGCCGCUCGAGGAGAUCUUCCUCCACUCUUUUGCUUACCCUCCUUUCCUCGUCCGCGGCGGAUACAACAAGCUUAUUGAUUUCAUCAAGACUGAAGGACGCGAAACGGUCCAACGUGGCAUGACCGAGUACGGUCUAACCGAGGAAGAAACGGUCCACAACCUGUUCUUCAUGUUCUACUUCAACUGCCUGGAGGGAUUCAACCUCUUGCUCCCCGACAUACUGGGCCGCUUGUUCACCGACAAGACCGGCCUGCAAGACAGGCUCCGGGCCGAAGCCAGGCAGAACGGUGGGCCGGACCUGACUUUCGAAGCCGUGAAGCAGAUGCCCAACAUACGAUCCCUGGUCUGGGAGACACUCCGGUUCAAGCCGCCGGUCCCGACCCAGUACUCCCGGGCCAGGAAGGACUUCCGGCUCAGCUCGCACGACGCGUCGUACGAGAUCAAGAAGGGGGAGCUGCUGUGCGGGUACCUGCCCUUGGUGAUGCGCGACCCGGUCAUCUUCAACGACCCGGAUACGUUCCAACCGGACCGGUUCGUGGGCGAGAAGGGGACCGAUCUGUUGAAGUACUUGUACUGGUCGAACGGACCGGAGACGGCGGAUCCCACAGCGACCAACAAGCAGUGCAUGGGGAAGGACUACGUGACGCUCUCCGCGUCGAUGCUCGUGGCCUACAUAUUGCGACGCUAUGAUUCGAUCAAAGGGGACAGCUCGAAGAUCACGGCCGUCGAGAUGGCUAAGUGAUGGGGUUUGACGUGGACGGUUGCGAUUGUAAGUUGAAAUUUUUGUUGUUGUGUUAUUUGGGUAUUUUGUGGGUAAUAAUGGAUGGAAGGCCAGAUAUGUGGAUUUAGGAAGUGAUCGAGUGGAUGGAGCUGGUUCUACUGUCGAAUUGAUGAGGGGGCGAUAUGUGUUGUAACUUAUAACUGUGUGGCAGUGUGCCGUGUUUUCUUUUGGAUGGUAUAUAUUUGUGAAUUUUUUUUGACACGUCGUCUUCAUUAUAUUUGCUAUUGAUGUCGAUUAUCAACCAUCGG
Molecule: messenger RNA, 1784 nt
Organism: Linum trigynum
Lineage: Eukaryota; Viridiplantae; Streptophyta; Magnoliopsida; Malpighiales; Linaceae
Source: the annotation of a GenBank genome assembly